AUGGCUCGUAUUACUCUUAGCGACUCUGACCAGCUGGUCCGAGACUGGUUCAUGGGCUACGCAACGUCCCUCGGUUGCCGCAACAGCGAAAGGGUAAUCCGACUGAGGAAACGCAGAAACCAGACAUCAUUUGCCGACCGACCGCGACUCAACUUCACCGUGAAUUCAUCACCAGGUCUCGAUGACUUUCUUUUGUCAUUGGAAAGGCACUACACCAGUGGCGAGUUUGCUGAUGCUGUCAUAACUUGCAAAGGCCAAGUCUUCAACAUCCACAGUCGUCUUGUCAGCUCAUUCCAAGAGUCGAUCGAACGAAAAAUCGAGAUUAAAGACUUUGAUCCGAUUAUCGUGGCAGCAAUGCUUUGUUUCGUCUAUACCUUUGACUACGACGAACCCAGCGAUGAUAAAUCAAUGCUAUUUCAUGCAGAGGUCUACAAAGUUGCCAACAUGUACGACAUACCGGCGCUCAAGGAGUGUUCGAAGAAAAAGUUUGCUUCUGCUAUGAAUGCUGACUGGAACACGGACGACUUUCCGUAUGCAAUCAGCGAAGUCUACAAGAACACUCCCUUGGAAGACGGGGGACUUCGUGACUUGACCGUGGCGAUCACACGAGAGCAUAUCAAGACACUCAUCGGGCGCGACGAUUUCUCUAGACUUCUCAGAAAAACUGCUGAUUUUUCAGCUGAUUUGAUACCUUUCCUAUGUGGUGGCACCAGCGGAGAUGGAAUCCAAAUGGCACACGGGCACCCGCAAGGUCGAGAUGUAUGCCCCAACUGUUUGCAACCAAAACGGAUUGUUUUGGAUGCAGCUCAUUUUGAUACAGCAGCUAUCGCUUGGUCCAUAACGAUAGACAUUUAUAGCUAA
Molecule: messenger RNA, 861 nt
Organism: Fusarium graminearum PH-1
Lineage: Eukaryota; Fungi; Ascomycota; Sordariomycetes; Hypocreales; Nectriaceae
Exons: 4
Coding region: 1-861 (286 amino acids)
Source: RefSeq, a predicted model, not a curated record